This is a messenger RNA of Rhea pennata, 2752 nucleotides long. RefSeq names its product NUAK family kinase 2 (gene NUAK2). Bases 1 to 1917 code for a protein of 638 amino acids. The record is from RefSeq and is a predicted model, not a curated record. The transcript is spliced from 7 exons. Gene Ontology annotation, cellular component: cytoplasm. Gene Ontology annotation, biological process: protein phosphorylation; intracellular signal transduction. NCBI's taxonomy places the organism in Eukaryota, Metazoa, Chordata, Aves, Rheiformes, Rheidae. Gene Ontology annotation, molecular function: ATP binding; protein serine/threonine kinase activity.
AUGGAGCGGGCGGCGGCGGCGGCGGCGGGCGCCUCGCUGGCCGAGGGGCUCCUCAAGUCGCCGCGGCCGCUGAUGAAGAAGCAGGCGGUGAAGCGGCACCACCACAAGCACAACCUCAAGCACCGCUACGAGUUCCUGGAGACGCUGGGCAAAGGCACCUACGGGAAGGUGAAGAAAGCCCGGGAGCGCUCCGGCAGGCUGGUGGCUAUCAAGUCAAUCCGGAAAGACAAAAUCAAGGAUGAGCAGGACCUUGUCCAUAUCCGGAGAGAGAUCGAGAUCAUGUCGUCCCUCAAUCACCCUCAUAUCAUCGCUGUCCACGAAGUGUUUGAGAACAGCAGCAAAAUCGUCAUCGUGAUGGAGUACGCCAGCAAGGGGGACCUGUACGACUACAUCAGCGAGCGGCAGAGGCUGACGGAGCAGGAGGCGCGCCACUUCUUCCGCCAGGUUGUCUCCGCCGUCUACUACUGCCACAAGAACGGGAUCGUUCACAGGGACCUGAAGCUGGAGAACAUCCUUCUCGAUGCAAACGGGAACAUCAAGAUUGCAGACUUUGGCCUCUCCAAUGUUUACCAGCAGGACAAACUUCUGCAGACUUACUGUGGCAGCCCGCUCUAUGCGUCUCCAGAAAUCAUCAACGGGAGGCCAUAUAAAGGCCCCGAGGUAGACAGUUGGUCUCUAGGCGUUCUCCUCUAUAUCCUGGUCCAUGGUACAAUGCCGUUUGAUGGCCAGGACUACAAGACUCUGGUCAAGCAGAUCACGAGCGGGGACUACCGGGAGCCCGCAAAGCUGUCAGAUGCCUGUGGGCUGAUCCGGUGGAUGCUGAUGGUGAACCCGGAGCGCCGAGCCACCAUUGAAGACAUCGCCACUCACUGGUGGGUGAACUGGGGCUACAAAGUGCCCAUCGGGGAGCAAGAGAUGCUGCGGGAGAGCGAGCCGCCCCUGGCCACGGUGGCGGAGUGGCUGCGCCGAUCCUCACGGCCCCUCUUCGAGAACGGCUCCAAGAUGCGCUGCUUCUUCAAGCAGCACAUGCCCAGCGUCGCUCUGGAGAGGCAGCGCUCCCUCAAGAAGUCCAAGAAGGAGAAUGACAUCUCCCACGUGCUGCAGGAGGUGGCUGUGGCCCCGGAGAACGCCUCCAAGUCCAUCCUGAAGAGGCCUAAGGGGAUCCUGAAGAAGAAGAACUCCAGUGACCAGAAGGUGCCCGGCCCUCCGCAGACGGCCGCCGCUGGAGAGGCGAGGGACGAGGAGGGUGAAGCCGCCGCCGCGGGCCUGACCCGCAUCCUGUCCGCUGGGGCGCUGGCCCGCGGCCAGGACAGCAGAGCCGUCCCCAUGGCCGUGCCCAGGAAGGGAAUCCUGAAAAAGCCCCCGACGAGGGAGUCGGGCUAUUACUCCUCCCUGGAGUGCUGCGAGUCGCCGGAGCUCCUGGACUCCGAGAGCUUGGACCUCGAGGCCAGCGUGUUCGCCGACAGUCCCUCCCCGGAGCAGGGCCCCGAGGGCCUCCCCACCCGCCGGAAAGGCAUCCUGAAGCACAACGGCAAGUACUCCUCCAGCAGCGGCGAGUCGGACGGCCUGCCGGGGCCGGGCUUCGGCCCCUUCGGCGAGGCGCCCCUGCCCAAGGUGGCCCCCCGCGCCCGCCCGUCCAGCGCCGUGAGCGAGGACAGCAUCCUCUCCACCGAGUCCUUCGAGCAGCUCGACCUGCCCGCCCGCGUCCCCGACGGCGGCAUGCGGGGCUGCGUCUCCGUCGACAGCUUCCUCCGGCUGGAGGAGAUGGAGGAGGCGGCGGCGGGGCGCCGGCUGCGCCGCUGGACCGUGACGCACUGCCAGGGCCCGCCGGCCGAGAGCCGCUUCUCCCUGGAGGACUGCGACAGCGUCGCCGGGGUCUACCAGCGCGCCGUGGCCAUCAGCAUGAAGCUGAGCUGAGGCUCCGGAGCGGGGGCAGCCCGGGGGCGGACCAAAGCGCCGGGCUCCUCCGGCCCCGCGGUCCUCGCUCCGCUGUCCUUGCGUCCUCGCCCCGCAAGCGGGCGCACCAUCUCAUGGCGGGGGGAGGAGGGUGGGUUCGUUCCUUCGUGGUUUUUCCUUUGCACUGUUCUUGGCUGCACAAGGUAACGGAUGGGGCAGGGAUAUACCUCAAACAGGCUCGAGAUGUAGCAGGGCGCCGUGGGGAGGCCGGAAGGUGCUGUCCGGGCUGGUGCCCAAGAUCUGCGCUCUUGGGAUUUACUGGCAUUCGGGUGCGACGGGUCCAAGCCCAACUCUUCCCCCCUCCUGCUCCGCAAAACCCAACGGGAAGGGCGUGCGCCUCGGCCAGCACCGCGGCUCCCGGCUCGCGUCGAGGCCGCGGUGCCUCCGCUUGCUCUCGGGCAGCCGGCGUCCUGCCCGCGGGAGCCCGGCGCCCUUGGGGCGCUCCCACGUCCUGCCGCUGCCUCUCCCAGCGCCGCGGGAAACCGCGGUCCCAAACCACGCUCUGAUGCCGGUGUCAAUUUUUAAUGAUGAAAGGAGAAAAGGAGAGGAAAAAAAAAAAAAGUGCCUUUCGUAAGGCACCGCUUCUUUAUUUAUUGCCUUGUGUCGAGUUAACGUGGGACUCCGCCAGCGCUGGCUGCACCCAUCUCAGUGGAAGCCUCCCCUUGUAGGGGACCGUCGCCCGCAGAGCGGCACCCCCACCCUCCUUUGCACUAUGUUGCCUCGUGUUCUCCGGCCCGUUCCUGUGCCCGGGAUGUGGGUGGUUUCUCCUUAUUCCUGCGACGCGGUCCAGAGAAAA